This is a messenger RNA of Lethenteron reissneri (Far Eastern brook lamprey), 4493 nucleotides long. RefSeq names its product PHD finger protein 3-like. The record is from RefSeq and is a predicted model, not a curated record. Gene Ontology annotation, biological process: apoptotic signaling pathway; DNA-templated transcription. Lineage: Eukaryota; Metazoa; Chordata; Hyperoartia; Petromyzontiformes; Petromyzontidae. Gene Ontology annotation, cellular component: nucleus.
GUUUAUGAUUUGUUGCGACCGAUGUGAGGACUGGUUUCAUGGUGAUUGCGUUGGAAUCACAGUUUCCCGUGGGCGGCAGAUGGAACGCAAUGGCGAAGAUUACAUUUGUCCAAACUGCAGCUCCAAAGAAGAUGAAUCCAAACAAGGUCUCCCUUGCAAAAGCGACAUAUUGUCCCAGUGGCGUCUCACCCAAUUAUAAAUAAUGGAAAUAAACUGAGUCACAAAGUUUCCGUAAAGCGCACAUGAUAAAUUAUAAUGAAACGUGAAAUGUAUCAAAAGUGCGUUCAUAAGUAUAGCAUCAUUCAGUGAUGCAGGAAUUUGCUAACCUACCAGGUCACACAUGUGACUACAAAAGCAAAAGAAGCUUUAAGUGCAAAAUUAUUUAGUGAUUAAUGUAGUAAAAAAAAACCUGGUAUAAGUGCCGGGUUUGGUGUUGCACACCUGUAAUAAUGUGACUUGGAGGUCGGGUUGAUGGAUCAUACGUGGAUGAGCCAUGAUUUGCGUGAGACUCCCACCUGCGGCCGGCGGGGCUGAUCAGGACGUGCAACUUGGAGCGAAAGCCGAGAGCAGCACCACCUUGUCCGAGGCGGAUGCCGGGGCCAUGCCAGGGAAAGGGACACCUGCCCAAGCUGCCUUGCAUUGCAUGAGCGACGGAUCCAUGCCAACAAACACACAGCAAGGCAACAUCAAGGGCAAGAUCGAGAAAGCGAAGAUUGUGUCUGACAUCACAAAGAAGAAGAAGAGGAUAUUAAACAGGUGUGCUGGUACAGGGUGUACAAAUAUGGCAGCUCCAGGCUCUGUGUACUGCAGCAAUGACUGCAUCCUGCGACAUGCAGCUCACACCAUGCAGACCCUCCAGAAAGUUCAAGCCAAACCUGCACCUCUACCCAGCAUCAUAGGAGAUUCCAGCUUAUCUGUGCAGGCUCCUGGCACAAGGCUCGAUGCCAACCCUGCUUUGCGGAGGAACUCAGGCGAUAAGCCUGUGGUGGUGUUUGAGCGCAGCAAUAGGGUGGUGCUUAUCAAAGCCAAUGUGAUCCAUGUGCCUAAGCCUGGAAGCCUUGUGAAGCAGCCACAGCCUGCAACCAACGCUCAGCUGGGAUCAAAAGCCAACAUCCCCUCAUCAACAUUUUACAAUACAGCCAAUAAGCAAAAAACAGAUUCCACCAUGAACAACAAAAAAGACACGGUGACCAAAGAUAAGAAGCCAGAGUUAAAGAGAAAAUCAGAAACACCCACACCUGCUCCCAAUGACAAGCUCAUCCGGAGCAACGUGCGCCGUUCACUCGGAGACAUCUUUGCAAAAAGGAUGAAAGACACAAAGAGUCUGAAAAUUUCAGAAGAUGAAGCAUUAAAAGUGGCGGAUGAAAUUGAGAAGGAGCUAUAUGCCCAGUUUCAAGAUACAGACAGUAAAUAUAAGAACAAGUAUCGGAGUCUCAUGUUUAACCUGAAGGACGCACGGAAUCACGGCUUGUUCCGUCGGGUUUUAAGACGUGAGAUCCCACCACACAAGCUGGUUAGAAUGAGCCCUGAGCAGCUCGCUUCCAAGGAACUGGCUGAGUGGCGUGAAAGAGAGAACAAACAUACACUAGAAAUGAUUGAAAAGGAGCAAAGAGAAAUCGAGAGAAGACCAAUUACCAAGAUAACUCACAAGGGAGAAAUUGAAAUAGAGGAAUCUACUCUGCAAACUGCUGUUGAGGAGUCUACUGACAGCGAAUCCACACUGACUGAAGAAACUGAAACAAAAGUGCAUGUUGAUACCACUGAGCAGCAUAAACUUCACCUUUUUGACCUUAAUUGUAAAAUAUGCACAGGUAAAGUAGCACCGCCUGUUGAGGAACCGUCAGCCAAAAAAGUGAAAGUCGCCACAUCUGUUAUACUGGCAACUAAGAAAGCUGCCGCAGAGUUUGAAUCAGCCGCUGUGACUGCACCUGGUCCAUCUAAAGCAGAUGCUGGAACCGCCAAGUCAGCAGUUAGUGUGUCUGCUUCAUCACGCGUGAAUGCCAACCUGGAGGAACAGCAAACCAAGUCCCCAGUGUCUGUUCUAGCUGUCAGGUCGGCAGAGCAGUCAGCAGGUGAUUGCAGGGCCUAUUCCUUCUUGGAUGACAUCUGGAAGGGCUUUGUCAACAUGCAGAAUGUGGCCAAGUUUGCCACAAAGGUGUUUGCAGUGUCCGGAUCUUGUGACCACAUGGCAGAGGACCUUCCGGACACAAUUGAAGUUGGUGGCAGGAUAGCCCCAAAGGUCGUCUGGGAUUACCUUGAAAAAGUAAAGGCUACAGUGACUAAGGAGAUCUGCUUGCUUCGCUUUUACCCAGCCACGGAGGAGGAGAAAGUGGGCUACGUGUCACUCUUCUCCUACUUCAGCAGCCGCAACCGCUUUGGCGUUGUCGCUAACAACUGCCAGUAUGUGAAGGACAUGUACCUCAUCCCUUUGGGAGCAUAUGACGAUGUGCCAGAGAACCUGCUGCCUUUGGACGGCCCAGGAUUGGAGCAGACGCGACCGAACAUGCUACUUGGGCUGGUGGUGCGGCAGAGAUCAAAACGGAGGCUGCCAGGCGAGCAUCCCUUCGACGCGCCAAUUCUUUAUGACAAAGAGCACACGAUUCUGAACAGUCCCGAUGAUAAGCAGAAGCAAGUGAGCUCUUUUGAAAAUGAAUACCACCACUCCAUUCCAGAGAAUGAUAGCAUUGGAAGAUUAACUAAGUAUUCAGAAGAACCAAGCAACUCCUCAUUUGUUGAAGAUGGCAUAUCACCACUGAUAUCUAUGUAUUCUGCAACGACGACAGGAUUCUAUGGGACAAGCGAUUACACUACAAAUUCUCUACCACUGCCUCCGUCUCCACCACCGUAUGUUCCAGAAAAUAAUGUUGACCCAAUUGUCCAGAAUUUUGCAAAUUUGGGUGAGACUGUAGAAGAAGAGCAUAACACCGAUGAUGAUGAAGCUUAUGACCCUGAAGAUGAAACACUUUUUACAGACAACACCCGGCGUUUUGGCCAAAGCUCAGGCAUGCUGUCAGUACGAGACAAGCCUCCUGACAUGUCCAUGGACACCUUUCUUGAUACCAUUGUUCCACCGGCGAAUGUCAGUCUCUCGGAACAACAGACAAUUCUGGAUAACCUCAAGAGACAGAUUGCUGAGGAGAAGCGGAAGCUCGAGGAACAGGAGGCGAGUCUUCGACAAAUGCCGCCACUGCCUCUCCCGCCUAACGCUGCGGAGAAUGUGGAGAGUUUGUCCGUCCAGGUGAAUAAAAGCAGGGACCCACGGCAGUCGGGGCUCGCUAAGCAACCGCAGCUGCUGAACAAAGCCGAGCCAAGUGCCGUGGCUUCUCACAGCUCGAGUGACGCUGUCUCAAACCAGCGGUAUGAGCCUGCAAACGAAGGUGCAACUGAAGUCAAGGGCAAAGGUGUGGCACCGAGUCCACAAAGCUCGCACCUCUUGGCUAGUAGACAUGACGCGGAUCCAAAAAGGGAUUGGAGAGACUCGAAACAACCGUCGAACUUGAGCCAGAGUGAGAAGCGGUCUGGUGCCGACAAACCUUCAGAGCCCUCCGGUUCGGGAAACUCCCACAGGAACUCGUCCAAGGAAAGAGAGCACCGGUCACGCCGCGAUUCAAGCGAGUCGCGGUCACAGCAAGGGAGCCACCGGCGGUCAAGCGUCAACAGCGGCGACAGGGGCGUCGAAGACCGUGAUCGACACGAGCAAAAGAACGCUCGGGCCAAGGGGGGGCACACGGAGCAGCGCUGGGACCGUGAUCGCGAGCGCCAGCGCGGCUGGAGCGAUGAGCGAGACCGGCGCCGGGGGUGGGACGGUAGCAGCGGCAGCGACAAAGACUGGGGCCGAGAGAGGGAGCGUGACAGAGACAGAGACUGGGAAAGAAGCUCCAGUGAGAGAAGCCGGAGUAACCGAGAACGGUCGUGGAACCGGGGCAGGGACCACGACAGCCGAGACGCGGGGAGGAGUCGAGACAGGGAUAGGUCCAGACACUGAAGUGACCGACCGAUAUCCUGUGCGCUGACCCAAUGGGGGGGGGAAAAAAACUCACUUGAGACCAGGACACUGUUUUGAAGUCUUGCUAUUAUGCUGACUGAUGCAUCUCAAGUCGAGCGGGCAUCGGUCGCAGCAGGCUAUCAAGAAAUGCGUUAUUUGAUGAGAAUAUAGUUGGACUUGAAAUGUUUUUGAUGACUCGCACCACAGGCUGUAUUUGUUGUACAUACAAUUCAGUAUGAUCUUUCAUGUGUUCUGAGCUGUACAAUUAUUUUAUGGUGUUCGUUGACACUUUUGAUAAGCAAAUCUAUUACCAAUUUUUCAUCAGGAGUUUGCCGGCCUCAAAAAGUUUUGUUAUAAACAUCGGUAAUUCAAUACAUUAUCUUUGUUAUUGCUUUUGCAGGUUGUUUUGUGAAAUUCCAACUUAUUGGAUGUUGAAGAACCAUGUCACACACAUGUUAACUGAUGUUUUGUUUGUAAAAUAUGUUUAUUAAAAAAACAUGUUUCUGUA